UUAAUCAAAUUUACGACAAAAUUAUCGAGGCUGUGUUAUAUUUAUGAUGGAACUAAUCACGGUCCACGUCACACAACAGUUUUACUGUUCUGUGUACACACUACACAGCCUGAUUAUGUUGCCAAAGAUAAGAAAACGAGCGUGAGGUACUUGUUUACCUUUGUGGCAGCACGUGUCAGCGCUAAGCAAUGACAUCUAGACCUCCGGGGAACACUCCUAAGAACGGAUCGAGUCUCCAGCAUGAGGUGAACUACUCGCCAGGCGCAUCGUGACUGUUGCACCGAUGGACGAUGGAGUAGUUUAAACACAUUUUAUUCGAGUUUAGUGGUGCUCGUAGUUGCGACGGUUUUCAGUAUAUUUUGUGUAUCUUGUACCUUGACCAACUCCUGAAGAUUUAAGACAAUGCGAAUGUGCGCGAGGCUAGCGUGAGUUCGACUCGGCAUGGACCUCCGAACAAAUAUCAGAGUCUGAUGUUCAUGGCGACCGGGCAAGUGCAGCUCCAGCCAGGGCGACCACCGCGCGCACUUCGCCCCCCUACCCCCUCCCACUCCCUCGUCGCAACCACUGCGCUAAAGAUGGGCCAUUUCGAUAUAGGCAGGGACCGUAGGAAUUAUUAGGGUUCUGCGACAAACGAGUGACGGAGAUUACGGACUGUUAUCCUACCUGUGGGCUUGGAUAAUGUCCUGUAAAUCUUUGUCGCCGAUGUUAGUUGACAGUUUCUAUAGGAAAGCGUGUUGGGAAUGUGCAGGUGAGACCCUGAACGGUCAGAGACUGAUCGAAUUCCGGCUGGGGGCCGAGGCCGAGUCGGAGCAGGGUGAGGGGCUGGCGGUGGCGUCAGCCGAGCUGCUGGUGCGCGCGGAGACGUCGCCGCGCGCGCGCCGCCUGCGCUACACGCUGUGGGCCUUCACGGUGAGCGGCAACGAGACGGCCGCCAUCAGCGCGCUGGCGGGCGCGGCGCGGCGCGACCCGGCGCGCGGCUGGCAGCGGCUGGACGUGACGGCGGCGGCGCGGCGCUGGGCGGCGGCGGGCGCGCGCGAGCCGCUGCGCCUGCUGCUGGACUGCAGCGGCUGCGGCGGCCGCGUGCGCCUGCGGCUGGGCGGCGGGCAGGCGGCGCGCCCGCUGCUGCGCCUGCGCCUGAAGCCGCCGGCGGUGCGCCGGCGCCGCGCGCUGGACUGCGACGCCGCCGAGCACGGCCGCUGCUGCCGGCAGACCUACUACGUGAGCUUCCGCGCGCUGGGCUGGGACGACUGGAUCGUGGCGCCGGAGGGCUACUACGCCAACUACUGCCGCGGCGCGUGCGCGCCCUUCCUCAACUACCACUCGCAGGUGGUAGAGGCGGCGCGGCUGGAACGCGCCGAGUGCUGCGCGCCCGUGCGCUUCUCUGCGCUGUCGCUCAUCUACUUCGGCGCCGACUCCAACAUCAUCAAGCGCGACCUGCCCGAGAUGGUGGUGGAGGAGUGCGACUGCCCGUAGCGGCGCACCUGUACAUAGCCUGCCGCCCGACGCCGCUCGACGCCGCCCAAAGCUGUCCGCCGCCCGCCGCCACCGCCGCGGCUCGCUUCCGCCGCUCUCGAAUCCGAUUUAAUCCGAAUCGAUUAUAAAUAAUAUUCUCGACUUGUGUAAUAUUUUGUUCCUCGCGUUCGAAAGACUAUAUCCUAAAUCGAAUAAAUAAAUAAAUCUCCGUCUACGUAGGGCCGAGUCGCGUGCGCGCACCGGCGGCGCGCGUCGCCGGGGUGUAGUGUAGCUAGUAUAUGUAAGGCGGGACGAGGACGGAGGACGCGCGCCCCUCGCUGCGCGCUCGCGACGCCGUGUGUAGACGCCCUAAUAAUUUAAUACUACGCCGUUUUCUUUCACCCCGUUUGGUGAUCGCUUGUAAUUAUUGUAAACUGUAUUAUAAUAAUUAUUAUAAUUAUAAUUAUAAUAAAUCAACUUUUUCAUAAUUAUUA
Molecule: messenger RNA, 1946 nt
Organism: Spodoptera frugiperda (fall armyworm)
Lineage: Eukaryota; Metazoa; Arthropoda; Insecta; Lepidoptera; Noctuidae
Gene: Actbeta
Product: inhibin beta chain
Exons: 2
Coding region: 679-1473 (264 amino acids)
Biological process (GO): SMAD protein signal transduction
Cellular component (GO): extracellular region
Molecular function (GO): cytokine activity; growth factor activity
Source: RefSeq, a predicted model, not a curated record